Molecule: messenger RNA, 471 nt
Organism: Impatiens glandulifera
Lineage: Eukaryota; Viridiplantae; Streptophyta; Magnoliopsida; Ericales; Balsaminaceae
Product: protein DEK-like
Exons: 1
Coding region: 1-471 (156 amino acids)
Source: RefSeq, a predicted model, not a curated record
AUGGUGGUAAAGAAUGACGGACGGGUCCAGGCUUACGCCAUGCAAAUAGGGAAGAUCCUACAUUUCCUUCAUGUUGAACUUGGUGAAGGUGAACCGCUUCCAUCCGGUAAUCUUCUUAACUCUGAGCAGAUGAGCAAGAAAACUACUAAAGCGGCUAGGACGAAGUCAUCCAGAACCAAAUCAUCAAAAGAAACCAGCUCGUCUGCACCGUCUGGUGAAAGUUCAAAACAAGCCGAUCCUAAGGGAAAGGCGGUUCAAGCCGAAGCUCAGCGGAAAAAGGGAAGAAAGAAGAAGUCAGCGAAGAAGAGCACCCAGAAACCGGCAGAUUCCGAGAAAAUGCUAUCCUCGGACAAUUCACCGAAAAGAACCGCAGAUGUCUUUCAGCCGAUCCCAAUCAACACAGUCCAUCCCAAUCCGGCCGAUUCUCCUUCAUCAAGGCAAACUGAACCCUCGGAGAGCCAAGAAACUUAA